Messenger RNA from Aspergillus terreus NIH2624, 1527 nucleotides. RefSeq names its product protein gprM (gene gprM). Gene Ontology annotation, biological process: cell surface receptor signaling pathway; G protein-coupled receptor signaling pathway. The record is from RefSeq and is a predicted model, not a curated record. The transcript has 5 exons. Gene Ontology annotation, molecular function: G protein-coupled receptor activity. Lineage: Eukaryota; Fungi; Ascomycota; Eurotiomycetes; Eurotiales; Aspergillaceae. Gene Ontology annotation, cellular component: membrane. Bases 1 to 1527 code for a protein of 508 amino acids.
AUGGCGAAUUCCACAUUACACGGCCUCUGUCCCGAACCCUUUUACCAGGAGUCCCUCUUUCCGUCGACCGGUGGAUUCAUCGGGGGACGGUAUUGCCAAACCGUUCCUUUGGGAAAUGAGCGUCUGUCAUGCUGUCUCCCUUGUCCGCUGACAGAAUGGACCUACGAUGAUCAAUUGCUUUCCCAGACCAAAGUCGCGAGUUGGCUGGGUGUCGCCGUCCUUCCCCUCUGUAUCUUCCUCCUCGUGUCAUAUGCCGUUCUUCCAGUGAAAUACACCCAUCGACACUAUCUGAGUAUCUGCUUCACGCUAGGCAUCUGCUUUAUGGAGAUUGCCUUUAUCAUUCCUCUGGGAGUCAAGCCGGAACAGUGCCACAAUGCCAUCACUCCCAAUGACAUGUACACCGACGUGUCGUGCGCCUUUACGGGGGCGUUGCUUCUCUUUGGCGGCUGGAUCGUCGUCGUGUGGAGUUUUAUCCGCACCGUCGCAUUCCACCUCCAAGUUUGCUGGGAAGUGAUUAUUGGAAAGAAAUUCAUGUGGGGAUCCUUCAUCUGUGGCUGGGGAAUCCCCGCUCUGUGCUUGACCCUCAUGCUCAUCUACACGGGUGUGUCCUACCGAUUUGGCAACGUCUGCCACAUCAAUAUCAAAAACAGUACCUCGGACUACUGGGCGCCGGUCAUGGCCUUCUCCGCCGCCUCCCUCCUCCUCCACGUGGCCACGCUGGGAUACUGUAUCCAUGUCUACAUCCGAUCCCUGUUCGAUAGCAGCGACUCCACCACCAACAGCUCCGGAUUGCCAUCUUACACAGGCAGCGUCCGCACCAUGACUGCCCGCCAGGCGUACCGACGGAUCCGUCGGGUUCUCCAAUUGCAAUGGCGCGGCAUCAGUUUGGUCCUCAUUAUUAUCGGCAACGUGAUCUUCUUCGCUGUCGUCUUCAUCGAUAUGAACAAUGAGCUGGCACUGACCCCCGAGAACAUGGAGAAGGCCAUCCCAUGGCUCGCCUGCCUCAUGGAGACCAAGGGCGAGAAGAAUCGCUGCCUCGACCAGGCCGACGCCGUGCGACCGAACAAAGCCACCCUGCUCGCGGUGCUGAUCCUUCUUUCGCUGGUUGGAUUUUGGAACUUUAUUCUCUUUGCCCGCCCGUCGAUGUUCGUGGGAUGGGUCGACCUCUUCAAGAACGGCUUUGGCGGUGGCGGCCCCCGGCGACACGAAUUCGUCUCGGUAGAUGCGCGCAACAAACGCCUGCCUGAUACACGCACGUACGAAAUGCUUACGAGCUCGGGCAUCUCCAAAACCCCGGAACCGCUUGUGCGAUCGCCCAGUCCGGCGCGCACGGCCGGCACGCUGAGCCCCGUGGGAGGCCACAACCACUACGGACGCGAAGCCCGCUACGUGCGCCCCUCGAUGAGUUUCUCCGGCCCUCGACCGCCGGGAUCGUCCCAGGGCCAGGGGCGGGACUGGGAUCCGCAGGCGACCUUUGCGCGGGGCCAGUCCCCGGAAUACCACCACCAACAGAAUCUGUCUCGAUAA